Arabis nemorensis is the source of this 669-nucleotide messenger RNA. The record is from the annotation of a GenBank genome assembly. NCBI's taxonomy places the organism in Eukaryota, Viridiplantae, Streptophyta, Magnoliopsida, Brassicales, Brassicaceae.
AUGGAUCCAGUGAUUAUAAAAGUGGAUACAGAAGCGGAAAUUCUACCACGAUAUCAAGGGUUUCUAAACACCAUCUUGAUCCAUAUACAUGAUGAGAUCGAGGAACUGGUUAUCGAUCAGAACGGGGACUUAACACUUUUAGGAUCGUAUUCUACUCCUAAUGUUUCUUUAAUCCUAUCUGAACCACCUUCCUUUUCUCCAAAUUACAUCUCUCAACUACUUCACAAUUUUUACAUCUCGGAAACUCGACUUUGCCAAAUUUUGGGUCAACUGAUCGCUCUUGCUUGUGCUUUACUUCACGGACCAAGACCUUUUCUAUUGUCGCUCCACGUCAAACUGACCAGACGUUUUCUGGUUAUGUUUCCACCGUCCGUUACUUCUCCGUCAAGAGCUGUUUCUGAUCAUGUGUUACAAAGAUUGGUGGACGAACAGAGAGUGGAAUUAAUUGAUUUGGGAAAAGAAGAUAAAGAGUGUUCGAUUUGUAUGGAGAACUUGUCCGAAACAUCUAGUCGUGAAAAAGUCAUAAGGAUGCCUAAUUGUUUACAUCUGUUUCAUCAAGAUUGUAUCUUUGAGUGGCUUAAGAUUCAGAACUCGUGUCCGUUGUGUCGUCGAGUUCUGUACGAAGAUGAUGAUCACGAAGCCGUGCCAGAGACUCCAAGAUUCGCUUAG